Linum tenue is the source of this 1694-nucleotide messenger RNA. Lineage: Eukaryota; Viridiplantae; Streptophyta; Magnoliopsida; Malpighiales; Linaceae. The record is from the annotation of a GenBank genome assembly.
CCAUCAUUACCAUGGAUCCAUAUUUCCAGCAAAAGAUGAUAUCUUGCUUUUCCUCCUCCGAUACCCUCCCCUUCCAGCUCAUCACACUUGCAACCAUUCUUCUUGUAGUCACCUUAUUCAUCCUAAUUAAGCAGAAGAAGCUAUCCAAAACUGCCGCCGCUGCUUUAAACCUGCCGCCGGGGCCAAAAAAGCUUCCCAUCAUAGGAAACAUCCACCAGAUGCCCGGCGACCUCCCCCACCGGCGACUCAGGGACCUGGCCGGGAAACACGGCCCCGACGUGAUGAGCCUUCAGCUUGGGGAGCUCUCUUACAUCGUAAUCUCAACUCCUGAAGCCGCCAAACUGGUGAUGAAGACCCACGACGUAGCUUUCGCUUCGAGGCCUUACCUCCUGGUCACCGACAAGCUCUUCUAUGGUCGCAAGGGCAUAGGUUUCGCGCCCUACGGAGAUCACUGGAGGCAGAUGCGCAAGCUCUGCACGCUCGAGCUCUUCAGCGCCAGAAGAGUCCAGUCUUUUCGUCGCAUCAGGGAAGAAGCGGUGGCCAAUCUCGUGGCCUCUCUUACUGCAGCAGCUGCAGGGGAGACUAGUGUGGAUCUCACUCGGAUGGCAUCUACUGUGACGAGCGCCAUAACUACAAGGGCAGCAUUCGGUAAAGCGCAGGAGCUAACCGACGCUGCUAAUUUUAUGGUGGUUGUCGAUAAUAUUUCAGAUCUUCUUGGAGGUUUCAGGAUCACUGAUCUCUAUCCUUCCCUCACCUUCUUGCCUGCCCUCACCGGGCUCAAAGCUAAGCUAGAGAAGAUGAGCAAGGCAUCGGAUUCGGUACUUGAUCAAAUAAUCGAUGAGCAUAAAUCGAGAAGAACAAGGGCGGCAACGACCAAAGAUGAUCGCCAUGGAUCAUAUAAAGAGGAUCUGGUUGAUGUCCUUCUGAAUCUUCAAGAGAAGCAGGUGGAUCUUGGAGCUCCUCCCAUCACAAUGGAGGUCGUAAAAGCUAUAACUUUGGAGCUAUUUCUAGCUGGAAUUGAAACAUCAGCUACAACAAUAGAGUGGACCAUGUCAGAAAUGAUAAAUAAUUCGAGGGUUCUACAAAUGGCACAAGAGGAGGUUAGACAAGUAUAUGGUGAUGAUGGCAAAAACCAUAUCGACGAAGCAAGUCUUGAUCAAUUGAAUUAUUUGGAUAUGGUAAUCGCCGAGAGUUUAAGAUUACACCCACCAGGUCCUUUGCUUCUUCCAAGAGAAAAUGGAAAUCAAAAGGUGGAACUCAGUUCAUAUGAGGUCCCAAUCAACACCAAAGUUAUCGUGAACGUCUGGGCGAUCAAUCGAGAUCCUCGUUACUGGAAAGAGGCAGAGAGAUUCCUUCCGGAAAGAUUUAUGGACUACUCAAUCGAUUAUAAGGGAACCGAUUUUCAAUUCAUUCCAUUUGGUGCUGGAAGAAGGAUGUGUCCUGGAGUUUCUUUUGGAAUGGCCAUUGUGAAACUUACUCUAGCAAAUUUGCUUUUCCAUUUUCAUUGGGCACUUCCCGCUGGACAGAAAAGCAUUGAUAUGACAGAAUGCUUUGGAAUGACACUAAGGAAACAAUAUGCUCUCCAUCUUAUUCCAGUUUCAUAUAAUCGCGUGCCUUUUGAAUGAAGGAGUUUGUAACAAAGAUGGUAAUAUUAUAUUUAUGUUUUUUUUUUUGUUUAAAUAUGUAUAAUUUCU